UGUGACUUUGACAGUUCUUUCGUUGAACACGUUUUAGUUAAAGCUCACAAUGCAGAUAUUUGUGAAGACCCUGACGGGUAAGACCAUCACCCUUGAGGUCGAACCGUCUGAUACUAUCGAGAAUGUUAAGGCGAAAAUCCAGGACAAGGAAGGUAUUCCUCCUGAUCAGCAGCGUUUGAUUUUUGCUGGCAAACAGCUUGAAGAUGGCCGUACUCUCUCUGAUUACAACAUUCAGAAAGAGUCUACGCUUCACUUAGUACUCCGACUCCGAGGAGGUACUAUUGAACCAUCUCUCCGUAUUUUGGCUAUGAAGUACAAUUGUGACAAAAUGAUCUGCCGUAAGUGCUAUGCCCGCCUGCACCCUCGUGCAACCAACUGCCGCAAGACUAAGUGUGGACAUACUAACAAUCUCCGCCCUAAGAAGAAGCUGAAGGAUUAAAUUAAACAUCAAUCUAUUUUCAUUUUCUAUCAGCAGUCUACAUUUAAAAUGUAUCAAAGCUACUAAAUUAAAGUGUACCAACUAAUAA
Messenger RNA from Galleria mellonella (greater wax moth), 527 nucleotides. It is a transcript of the gene RpL40, whose product is annotated as ubiquitin-60S ribosomal protein L40. The transcript is spliced from 3 exons. Gene Ontology annotation, molecular function: protein tag activity; structural constituent of ribosome; ubiquitin protein ligase binding. Bases 50 to 439 code for a protein of 129 amino acids. Gene Ontology annotation, biological process: modification-dependent protein catabolic process; protein ubiquitination; translation. The record is from RefSeq and is a predicted model, not a curated record. Gene Ontology annotation, cellular component: ribosome; cytoplasm; nucleus. NCBI's taxonomy places the organism in Eukaryota, Metazoa, Arthropoda, Insecta, Lepidoptera, Pyralidae.